Colletes gigas is the source of this 3295-nucleotide messenger RNA. RefSeq lists its product as uncharacterized. Gene Ontology annotation, molecular function: calcium ion binding; protein phosphatase regulator activity. The record is from RefSeq and is a predicted model, not a curated record. The transcript is spliced from 11 exons. The coding region runs from base 150 to 3164 and encodes 1004 amino acids. Gene Ontology annotation, biological process: protein dephosphorylation. Lineage: Eukaryota; Metazoa; Arthropoda; Insecta; Hymenoptera; Colletidae. Gene Ontology annotation, cellular component: protein phosphatase type 2A complex.
UCGUGCCCGUCGAGGGUAGCACGAGCCUGGUGGAGCUGGUGCUGGACCACUCGAUCGAGCUCAGCGCGAGUGCGGCGAGCUUCUUGCUCGAUCAUCAUCCCCAGUUGCGCAAACAGCGGCUGGAGAUACAGCGGGAACGUCGGUCGAGGAUGGCCGCGACGGCGAAACACGAUCUGCGUCGGAAGUUCCCGACGGACACGUCCACCUCCGGCGACGAGGACAUCGCCGCGAUCGCGAAGCAGAUCAGCGAUCACGCGGAGGCGAUCUAUCAGACCUGGAAGAGCCGGGGUCUGGCGCCCACGGAGAUACUGAAUUGCCACAGCAACGCUACCGCCGCCGACAAGUUUGGCAGCGCGUUGACGCCAACGGCGAACGCCACGGGGAAGACCUCGCCGACUGGCACGACGUCCGCCGCCGCCGCGGUCGAGAUUCUCGCCCAGGCGCCGAACCUGGACAACGGCAACCUGGAGAAGCUGGUGAACAACUUCGUGGUGGAGGACAAGGCGAGACUGGCCGCGUCCAGGCAGCGAUCGCCCUCGAAGACGCUGCCGUCGUCGAUACAGUUCGCGCUGCAGAAGUUCGAGAGGAACUCGACGCAGCAGCAACCGCCGCAGACGUCGCCGUUGAAGAGCAGCGGCGUCGGGGCGCAGCCCAAGACGAAGCAGACGAACGUUCUGCUGUCGCCUACGUCCCCGUUCGCGAACAAACCCUCGCAGAUCGUGAAGCCCCAGGUCUCCACGAAGACUCCCGGUGCCCAUCAUCGGGAGGUCUUCCUGGAGACUAUAGAGACGACGUUCCCGGCGGAUCUGGCGCCGUCCACGAAGAUCGUGCAGCAGAAGAGGCCGACCAGCACGGUGAUCACGUCGCCGAUCGGUUCGAGCCUCGAGGACGCCGCGGGCACCGCGAACCCCGGACUGACCACUUGGCCAUUGAAGAACAAGCUGAACGAGAACAAGAGAUCGCCGGACGGCGCCGCGAGAUCGAUCCAGGAAGGGAAAUCGUUGAACGCGAAGGAGGAGAAGAGAAACACGGGCUCCAAUUCCAGUGUUUACCUGGACGAGGUGGCUCGCGAGGAGGAGAGGCUGAUAAACGCGUUGAAGACGGGCUCGGUGAUCACGGAGGAGCCCGCGGAGAGGACGUUGCCGGCUCUGACUCGGCAGAAGCCGGCGAUCAAGCGGGAGAAACCGAAGGUGGAGCCGGUGAAGCCGAUAAUCAUCGGUCACAAUCACCACGGGACCGGUCUGAUCCCAGCUUCCGCGACGAUGGUCAACAAUGUCGUCUCUCCGGCAGCUGGGGCGAACGCCGCCGCGGUAUCCGAGCCGAAAUCGCUCAGCAAGGACGAUCUGUCGAACAUGUCCGUGGUGGAUUACGCGAAAGUCAGGUACAGAGCGGCUCAACAGAAUCCCUCGACCCAGCAGAGACUCGAGGAGCAGAGGACCAGCGGCGCGUCUACGUUCAAUUCCACGGAUCAGUUGGUCUCGACCACCAGGUCCAAGUUCGAAACGGAGAUACGAAAGGACAAGGAGAUCGGUAAAGACGACAAGGAUCCCGUGACCUCCAGAUGGGGGCCCAGAAUUUACACGCCCAGACCCAGGAUCGAGCAAGUGCCUCAUCCCGAGCUGACCACGCAGCAGAAACAGCACAUCAGAGCAGCCGCGGCCACGGGGACCGGGAACAAUCCUAUCAGACCGUUUCUGACCAGAGGAUCCGUCGCUGAGCGUGUUCUGAUCUUCGAGAAAUGCCCCAGCGAGCUGUUGCUGGACAAACGUGGACCGAGGCAACCGGCCAUCAACACCUGGAAGACCGGGCACGAGGUUCAGAACAGGGCACAGACGUACGCGAAAGACAAGGCACAGCAGAAGAAUCUACCGCCCCACACGACACUCCAGAGGCACGUGAAAGCGAACAGAAACGUCCACAUACCACGAUUUUAUUUCCCCGGAGGGAAGCCGUUGCCACUCUCGCAAUUGGAGGCAACUAUCGCCAAGAUCACUGCAGCUUUUCAGGGUCUGCCGGACCAUCUUGCUUCUCGCGCCGAAUUUCACACGAUCACCAAGGCAUGCGACCUGCCACUCUACUGGAAGGUGCCGCUUUUCCUCGCGGCUGGCGGAGAUCAAAUUGGAUACGUCGAGAUGAACGCCUUCCUUGAUUUCUGGAGAGAAAUAUCGAACACCCACCACGACGCGGCGAGCAAGUUUAUCAGAAUCACAACCCGAGGCCUCAGGAACAAUAUACUUCCCGAGGAUUUAAUCCCGCUGGUGCAAGACGUGGUCGAGACUCAUCCCGGUUUAACUUUCCUGAAAGAGGCUACUGAGUUCCAUUCACGCUACGUACACACGGUGAUCGCCAGGAUAUUUUACUGCGUGAACAGAAGCUGGAGCGGUAGGAUCUCCGUGGCCGAACUGAGAAGAAGCAACUUGUUGUCGGUGAUCGGUGUCCUGGAACACGAGGAAGACAUCAACCAAGUCACCGCGUACUUUAGCUACGAGCACUUCUACGUGAUAUACUGCAAAUUCUGGGAGCUCGAUCGGGAUCACGAUCUCUUCAUCGAUAAGACGGACCUCACCAAGCACAACGACCACGCCCUGUCGAAGCGUAUGAUCGCGAGAAUAUUCAGCGGCGCCGUGACAAGGGGCGGUAUGAAAAGUGGCAAUGGCGUCCAACAGCCCCAGGAUAAGAUGAGCUACACGGAGUUCGUGUGGUUCUUGCUGAGCGAAGAGGACAAAAAUCAUCCGACAGCGAUCGAGUACUGGUUCAGGUGCAUGGACCUCGACGGGGACGGAUAUCUGUCGAUGUACGAACUGGAAUACUUUUACGAGGAACAAUUGCAUCGUAUGGAGGCUAUUGGACUGGAGACGUUGCCUUUCGAGGACUGUCUCUGUCAGAUGUUGGACAUGAUCAAGCCAGCGACGCCAGGAAAGAUAUCUUUGAACGAUUUGAAGAAAUGUAAGAUGACCUCGAUCUUCUUCGACACCUUCUUCAACCUCGAGAAGUAUCUUGAUCAUGAGCAGAGAGAUCCGUUCGCAUCAGCGAGAGAGCACGAUCCCGAUGGCCACGAGCUGUCCGACUGGGACCGAUUCGCAGCCGAAGAAUACGAGAUGCUGGUCGCCGAAGAGAGUGGUAACGAACAGAGCGAACAGAUGCUGUGUGAUGAUGAAAUGUAACCAUCAUCUACAGCUCAGUCGUACGAUUCCAUGCCGGAGGACGUAUUUUCUCAAAACCUGGAGAUGCUAGAGGGUGGAUCGGUAGACAUGUUACAGAGCACGGACAGCCAGUCUCAAGGAUACUCUGACGG